AUGCGUUUCUCCGUCGCCGCCGUCCUCGCUUUUGCGACCGCUGUCUUCGCCCAGACCGAUGGCUUUGAUGUCAUCUCCAACCCUUAUGCCGGCGAGAAGGUGCUUGCUGGCAAGCCCUGUGAGAUCAAGUGGGCGCCCUCGACCGACCCCAAGUUCCAGGGCCCCGUCCGUAUCGAUGUCCUUGGAGGUGCCACCCCUCAGUCGUUGGACAUUGUUGGAUCCGUUGCCAGCGGCGUUGACGGCACCAAGGGUUCUUACAAGUGGAGCGUCGCCUCGAACCUUGGCACUGAGAACACCUACGGUAUCAAGAUCACCUUGGAGUCCAACGAGAAGAUCUUCCAGUACUCGUUCCCCUUCCACAUCAUUGGCGGCUCUGCCGACUCUGACGAUGCCACCACCGUUGUUGUUCCCACCACCACUGCCGCUGUUACCGCUAAGCCUCUGACCGUCACCGCUCCUUCCACCACCAAGGCUGCCACCACUACCGUCAAGGAAUCCGAGGCCGCCGAGACCACCUCCGUUGCCGCUACUGCUUCCGCUUCCGGCUCUGCCAGCGACAAGGCCUCCACUUCCGACUCUGCCAGCGACGAGGCCUCCGCUUCCGGCGCCGUUUCCUCCUUCAGCACCGUCGUCAGCGCCUCUGCCUCCAGCGAGGCUUCUGCCACCUCUGACGUCGUCGCUACCCCUUCCGCCUCUUCCACUGAUGUUGUCACUGGUGGCGCUGCUGCCUUUGGCGCCAGCACCGGUGUUCUCCUCGGUGGUGUUGCCAUGGCCCUCUUCGCCCUCUAA
Messenger RNA from Sordaria macrospora k-hell, 789 nucleotides. RefSeq lists its product as uncharacterized. Lineage: Eukaryota; Fungi; Ascomycota; Sordariomycetes; Sordariales; Sordariaceae. The record is from RefSeq and is a predicted model, not a curated record.